This is a messenger RNA of Mesoplodon densirostris (Blainville's beaked whale), 1159 nucleotides long. It is a transcript of the gene AIP, whose product is annotated as aryl hydrocarbon receptor interacting protein. The transcript is spliced from 6 exons. The record is from RefSeq and is a predicted model, not a curated record. Gene Ontology annotation, molecular function: peptidyl-prolyl cis-trans isomerase activity; protein binding. NCBI's taxonomy places the organism in Eukaryota, Metazoa, Chordata, Mammalia, Artiodactyla, Ziphiidae. Bases 57 to 1049 code for a protein of 330 amino acids.
CCGGAAGCUGCCGAGCGAGUCCGGAAGUUGCCGAAAGAGAGCAGCGGGGAAGGAGGAUGGCGGAUAUCAUCGCAAGACUCCGGGAGGACGGGAUCCAAAAGCGUGUGAUAGAGGAGGGCCGAGGAGAGCUCCCUGACUUUCAGGAUGGAACUAAGGCCACGUUCCACUACCGGACUCUGCGCAGUGACGAGGAGGGCACCGUGCUGGACGACAGCCGGGUGCGUGGCAAGCCCAUGGAGCUCAUCAUCGGCAAGAAGUUCAAGCUGCCCGUGUGGGAGACCAUUGUGUGCACCAUGCGGGAGGGCGAGAUCUCCCAGUUCUGCUGCGACAUCAAGCAUGUGGUCCUGUAUCCGCUGGUGGCCAAGAGUCUACGCAACAUUGCAGCUGGCAAAGACCCCCUGGAGGGCCAGCGGCACUGCUGCGGCAUCGCCCAGAUGCACGAGCACAAUUCCCUGGGCCACGCCGAUCUGGACGCCCUGCAGCAGAACCCCCAGCCUCUCAUCUUCGACAUCGAGAUGCUUAAGGUGGAGAAUCCUGGCACGUACCAGCAGGACCCAUGGGCGAUGACGGAUGAGGAGAAGGCAAAGGCAGUGCCGGUCAUACACCAGGAGGGCAACCAGUUGUACCGCGAGGGCCGCGUGAAGGAGGCUGCUGCCAAGUACUACGACGCCAUCGCCUGCCUCAAGAACCUUCAAAUGAAGGAACAGCCUGGGUCCCCUGACUGGAUCCAGCUGGAUUUGCAGAUCACACCUCUGCUGCUCAACUACUGUCAGUGCAAGCUGGCGGCCCAAGAGUAUUACGAAGUGCUGGACCACUGCUCCUCCAUCCUCAAUAAGUAUGAUGACAACGUCAAGGCCUACUUCAAGCGGGGCAAGGCGCACGCGGCAGUGUGGAAUGCCCAGGAGGCCCAGGCUGACUUUGCCAAGGUGCUGGAGCUGGAUCCCGCCCUGGCGCCCGUCGUGAGCCGCGAGCUGCGGGCCCUCGAGGCAAGAAUCCGGCAGAAGGACGAGGAGGACAGGGCCCGCUUCCGGGGCAUCUUCUCCCACUGACAGGGCCUUGCUGGCCCAGCCCCCCUGCCCAGCUCACUGCUGCUGCUAGCAGUCCCCCCCGCCCCCACUGUAUCAUGCUUCUCUGUAUAUAAAGGCCUUAUUUAUCUCUC